AUGGCGGGUGAGGUCACCUUUGCUAAAUCCUUCCUUUCCCUCCUGGACUCCAAACCACCCAAGAUCUCGCCCGACCAUAUUGAAGACCCGCGCUCCUACCCAGGCCAUUCUCCGUACACCCUCUCCCGCCUUUCAACCCAAAAACCUUUCUCCAAGCGCUCCUCAGCCGCCAAUGCCGGCACUACCGCUACAUCCACCACAUCGUCCCCUUCCGACUCCAUAUCCCAACGAAAAACCAACCCCGGCGCCGAACCCGCUCUCUCCGUGACCCUGCGCUCGCCGCGCAACCCGCCCUUCGACCUCACGCUGCCCGCGGUACCCCACUCCACCUCGCUCGCCGAAGUCAAAGAGCGCGUUGCGGCCGAGACGGGCAUCCCGCUAGACAAGAUCAAAUUGUUGCACGGCAAGAAACCGGUGGGGGACACUAAGGUGUUGAAAGAUCUCGUUGGGAGCAAUGCUGGUGGCGUGGAACUAGGGGUGAUGGUGCUGGCGGGUGGAGCAAGCCAUUUCAAGAUGGAUGGGAGGGAAAAGGGUGGUGCUGCUUCUGCUGAUGCUGUUUCUGCUUCUGUUGCUGUUGCUGGGGAGGGGGCAGCGGUGGCACAGGGGUUGCAAGGGAUAAGCGUGCUGGAGACGGAACAGUUUUGGGGCGAACUCAAAGGCUAUUUGCAGCAGAGGGUGCGAGAUGAGGCUGUUGUCGAGGAAGCUCUAGGAUUGUUCAAGGCCGCUUGGAGUAAGAGGUCAGGGUAA
Molecule: messenger RNA, 747 nt
Organism: Dichotomopilus funicola
Lineage: Eukaryota; Fungi; Ascomycota; Sordariomycetes; Sordariales; Chaetomiaceae
Product: cell-cycle control medial ring component
Exons: 2
Coding region: 1-747 (248 amino acids)
Molecular function (GO): protein binding
Source: RefSeq, a predicted model, not a curated record